ACUAUCACUUCAGUUGUUAACAACGCAUUUUGUAUUCACUACAGUGCGUUCUACGAAUAGUUUUAGUCGUCGCUGCAAUGCCAUUGUGGUUGGGUUAGACUUAAAUAAGAUAUUGUUAUUAUUGCUGGAUUCAUUUUAACGAGUUCUUUUAGAAAAAUAGCAUUAAGUAAAUUGAUAGCUUUACAUCGUCACCGUCAAUAUGGCUCAACAGCAAGUAUUUGAUUCUAAUUGCAUGACACUUACCCGAUUUGUAUUGGCAGAACAAAAAAAAGUUCCAACAGCUACAGGUGAUCUCUCUCAAUUGUUGACAAGUAUACAAACCGCUGUGAAAGCCGUGAGCUCAGCCGUUCGCAGGGCAGGACUAGCACAUUUGUAUGGUAUGGCUGGAUCAACUAAUGUGCAAGGGGAAGAUGUAAAAAAAUUGGACGUACUUAGCAACGAGCUAUUUGUUAACAUGCUUGCAUCUUCAUACACAGUGAAUAUGUUAGUAAGCGAAGAAAAUGAGACUGUUAUAGAGAUUGAAACUGAAAAACGAGGUAAAUACAUUGUAUGUUUCGACCCUCUAGAUGGAUCAUCUAAUAUAGAUUGUCUAGUGUCAAUUGGAUCAAUAUUUGGCAUUUUUAAGAAAACUAAUGAAAGUAAUGAUAUUGACAUUAAAAAUGCCCUUCAACCAGGUAGGACUAUGGUUGCUGCUGGUUAUGCUUUGUAUGGUAGUGCAACUAUGAUGGUAUUAUCAUUGGGGAAAGGAAGUGGAGUGAAUGGAUUUAUGUUGGAUCCGGCCCUAGGAGAAUUUUUAUUAACAGAACGUGAUAUUAAAAUACCAAGAAAAGGUAAUAUUUACAGUAUCAAUGAAGGUUACACCCAUCAAUGGGAUGAUAUUAUUACUAAAUAUAUCAUACAGAAAAAAGAUCCUAAGUAUGGAAAACCUUAUGGUGCUAGAUACAUUGGAUCAAUGGUAGCAGAUGUCCAUCGUACACUAAAGUAUGGUGGUAUAUUUAUGUAUCCCGCAUCAAAACAAUCUCCAAAUGGCAAAUUACGUCUUUUGUAUGAGGGUAAUCCAAUGGCUUUCAUAGUAGAAGAAGCGGGAGGUGUUGCUACUAAUGGUAAGAUACCAAUUUUGGAUAUCCAACCAACAGCUUUACAUCAAAGAUGCCCAAUAUUUUUGGGUUCUAAAGAUGAUGUCAAUGAACUUUUAGAAAUGUACAAUGUAUAGUUAGAGAGAAAUGUUAAUUAUUAAACUAAUUUUUUUUAAUAUUGUCAUACAAAAUAUUCAAGUUUUAAUUGUAAUUUUAAAUUGUUUACAUGUCAAAAUAAUAAUAAAUGUACAGUUAAAGAAACAACAUUAAAAGUAAAAUUUAAAUAAGUCAA
Molecule: messenger RNA, 1368 nt
Organism: Daktulosphaira vitifoliae (grape phylloxera)
Lineage: Eukaryota; Metazoa; Arthropoda; Insecta; Hemiptera; Phylloxeridae
Gene: fbp
Product: fructose-1,6-bisphosphatase 1
Exons: 8
Coding region: 200-1213 (337 amino acids)
Biological process (GO): fructose 1,6-bisphosphate metabolic process; fructose metabolic process; sucrose biosynthetic process
Cellular component (GO): cytosol; cytoplasm
Molecular function (GO): fructose 1,6-bisphosphate 1-phosphatase activity
Source: RefSeq, a predicted model, not a curated record